CUCCCCACAAUCAAAUCGCAAAAGGAAUAAAAGGAAGGAACUUUAAGAAUUAAGUACCAGCUUUAUAAAAUCUGAUGAUAAAGAAAUAUAACAAGAACUUAACUUCUACAAUGUAACAUCCUACUUUAUAAUUCACAUACAUUAUCUUCACAGUUAUACCUCAAUAAAGAAAACAAAUUUAAAUGUAAACAGGCCAGUCCCCACAGAAACAUAGUGAGAAGAAACACAGAGUUCCCAAAAGCUUAGGUUUGAGUUCACCUGUAUCUCAGUUAUAGUCUUUGAACACCAAAUUCUAUACAGUUUGCUGAGUCAAAAGCACUGAAACAUCCUCUCUCCACUUCAGCUGGAAUCCAUGCAGAUUCUUCCUCCUCUUCUGCUGAAAUCACUAUUAGCUCGUCGGCUAACUAAUUAACCAACCAUUCAGUUAGAUACAUAGAGUUUCAAAAAAACCAUUAAAGAAAAAUACAAAACUGAGAAUAGCAAAAUAUAAAUGACUCUUUCCCUAUCAUCACAUUCAAAGAAGAGGAGAAUUUGUAAAUCAUGCUGGCUGAGACAAUGGAACUAAAAGUUUGAUUAAAAUCAAAUAACAUUCCAAGUAUAAAAUUAAAAGAAAUUAGUUUUACCGCCCAAUUUCCCCUUUCUAUAAUUAACACUGCCAGAGCUUCCCUGUUGAAGAGUUAAUGCUUCAGAGUUAGGGAAAACAGCCUGCUUUCUGCCACUGAGACUCAGCUUCUCCCAACCCACACAGUGCACAUUGCCUUUUGCAAAGCAGCUGCCCUGACUACGUACCCUCAUGGAGUCUGAGUCCAGAAAACAAGAACCUAUUGAGCUACCACACCCAAUUCCAGAAACUUCUGAGUAUGGAGAGCUAUUUGUGAAUCUGCCGUGCAACCCUGCGAGUAAUUUUUGUUUUUACCGCUGCCUUGUGCCAGACCGCGUUACCAUGAGCUUGCCCCUGAACCCCAAGCCUUUCCUGAAUGGGCUGACAGGGAAGCCAGUGAUGGUGAACCUGAAGUGGGGGAUGGAGAACAAGGGCUACCUGGUGUCUGUCGAUGGCUACAUAAACAUGCAGCUUGCAAACACAGAAGAAUACAUAGAUGGUGCAUUGUCAGGACGCCUUGGUGAAGUUUUGAUAAGAGGUAACAAUGUCCUAUACAUCAGAGGAGUAGUAGAAGAAGAAGAAGAAGAUGGAGAAAUGAGAGAAUAAGUUUGUAUAUUUCUGGAAAAUAAAGAUCAGUUUUUUACACCAAAAAAAAAAAAAAACAAAACAAAACCAAGGACCCAGACCCAACUCAUUCCUACCUCUUCCCCUCACCCAACUGCAGAUCUCUUCAAGAGAUAUAUCCCUAUUAGCAUCUGGGUUACAGAAGGAUCCUGGAGUAAUUAUGCCAGUUAUCAACAAUCAUUUUAUUUUGAUGUUGUUAGUAUGUUUUACUGUUUGUUUGGUAAAUGGCAGCUGUCGUUUUAAAAGCAGGGUGGAGUACUUAUCAUAUGGCUUGUUUGAAGAAGGGGGAGAGCAACAUAUCUGAGAGCUUGCCUGUGUGUCCAGAGAGAGAAUGUCCCCUCCUGAGUAAGCUCCAAAAAGGUCAGAACUUGAUUUAAUCAACUCAUUUUUACAAAAGCAAGCCUUGUUCUCAAAGAGGUAACAAUAGGAUGUAUUGGGGAAUGGAUGCAUCAGGGCAUUGCUAAUAAGUUUUAUAUAGCCUUUCACCUACAGAUCACCAGCAUGAAUCCAGUCCAACUCAACAGGGACUAAAAGUUGUUCCCAUGUAAUGGAUGGAUAGUGAACUUAAGAAGAUGAGAAUGGUCAUACCAGCUCAGACCAAUGGUCCAUCUAGCCCAGUAUCCUGUCUUCCAACAGUGGCCAAUGCUAGGUGCUUCAGAGGGAAUGAUCAGAACAGGUAAUCAUCAAGUGAUCCAUCCCCUGUUGCCCGC
Messenger RNA from Dermochelys coriacea (leatherback sea turtle), 1935 nucleotides. RefSeq names its product small nuclear ribonucleoprotein F-like. Gene Ontology annotation, cellular component: U1 snRNP; catalytic step 2 spliceosome. The coding region runs from base 794 to 1207 and encodes 137 amino acids. Lineage: Eukaryota; Metazoa; Chordata; Testudines; Dermochelyidae. The transcript has a single exon. Gene Ontology annotation, biological process: spliceosomal snRNP assembly; mRNA splicing, via spliceosome. The record is from RefSeq and is a predicted model, not a curated record. Gene Ontology annotation, molecular function: RNA binding.